AUGGGCGCCAGCUUCAGCUUCAGCACUCCCUACAUCACGGCGACAUACGGUAACAAUGCCUAUCCUUCCAGUAUCCCUGCUGCCAAUCGAACCGCUACAAUAGUCCUUGAUGAAGGACUCAUGGGAAUGAGCCCCAUGGUUGUCUACUGGCAAGAGACCGAUCUCUCGCUAUUCGAUCCCGAAUAUGCGACGAAACUAGCCUCGAAACUUGGCCUAGACUUCACACCGACGGGCACAGCAGCUGUCACCGCCGAAACUGCGUCGCCGCCAGACCGGAGUCAACCCCCAUCGGCCACUUCUUCAGCGCAACUAGGUUCGGAUGCAGGCGAAGGGUCAUCGCAAUCAGAUCUCAGUAUCGGUGCAAAAGCAGGGAUAGGCGUCGGCGUCGCCAUCGCAGUGAUACUAGCGGUUGUUGUCGGACUCGUACUGUACAGGAGACGAGUGCGAAAGCAGAGGGCACUCGAUCAAACGUUGGCUAGACAAAACGAACAACCUGAACUCGUGCAGACACGCGCUGCAUAG
This is a messenger RNA of Alternaria ethzedia, 522 nucleotides long. RefSeq lists its product as uncharacterized. The record is from RefSeq and is a predicted model, not a curated record. Bases 1 to 522 code for a protein of 173 amino acids. The transcript is spliced from 2 exons. NCBI's taxonomy places the organism in Eukaryota, Fungi, Ascomycota, Dothideomycetes, Pleosporales, Pleosporaceae.